Molecule: messenger RNA, 1174 nt
Organism: Vicia villosa (hairy vetch)
Lineage: Eukaryota; Viridiplantae; Streptophyta; Magnoliopsida; Fabales; Fabaceae
Exons: 1
Coding region: 280-990 (236 amino acids)
Molecular function (GO): protein binding
Source: RefSeq, a predicted model, not a curated record
AUAACUGUAUUAUUAUAGUCAAGAAAAUUGAUUUUGUCCAAAAUUAACUUGACUUAGUUUUUUCUUGUCUAUUAUAAUUCUCUGUGACUCGAAAGAUUAAUCUCUCCUAUUUGUGAAAGAUACAAUAAAUAUGAGAUUAUAUAUAGACUCAACUAUCAACUACUAUAGUCUCUCAGCUCUUCAAAUACCAACUAUUCAAAACAUGAAGUAAACUACAACUAUACAAGUACUAGCUAAUAGCUAGAUAUUCACUACAUCUCAAACCUAUUUCCAUAAGUUAUGGACUGGUUCUCUUGGUUAUCCAAGACCAACCUAGACCCUUUUCUACUCUACGAGUAUAGCCUCACUUUCACCCGCAACGAGCUUCAACUACAAGACUCAAUCCACUUCACCCAUGAGUUUCUCCAAAGCAUGGGAAUUUCAGUUGCCAAACACAGGCUAGAAAUUCUCAAGCUUGUCAACAACCAAAACAACAAAGUGCCAAAAGACACCAAGAAGUUUUCUUUGGUUAAGUGUAUAAAGAAAUGUCUAAGCAAACUCAUUUUCCAUGAAGAAGAAAAAAACAAGAACAUGAUUUCAAUGCAACAAGAGCAAAGUUGGAACCAAGGGAAAUGGAGAAGAGCAUUGGUAAGUGAGGAACUCAAAGGAGAUAAGGGUAUGCAUAGAAAUAGGAGAAUAGCAUUUUCAGGGCCUUUGGAUGGAAGAAUGUAUGAUGAGAAAAUGGUGGUUACCAACAAAAGUAUGUUGAAGUUUUCUGGUCCUCUUGAUGGAAAGAUGAAUGAAAGAAAAAUGGUUUACACGAAUAGAAGUCCUUUGAGAAAUAGGCCUAUUGAAGGAAGGUUUGUGGGUGCUACAACAAGGAGUCCAAGAUUUUCUGGACCAAUAAGUCCAAAUGAUUUUCAUUGUCUCUACAACAAGACAGGAGAUGAUUGUGAUUUUGAGGAUGCUGAAAUGUGGCGUGCAUUGUUUGAAGAUCUUAAACCAACUUGAUUUUUUUUUUUUUGGGUUUUUCUUGGUGUGAAAUUAGUGUUUUCUUUAUCAAGUAUGAUGGUUCUUGAAUUUUGUAGUAUUUUUUUUUUGGUGUUUCUUUCUGUUCUUCUGUCAACUAGAAUGUUUCAUUACGUUUCAGUGUGCUUUCGCAUGACGUUUUGGCACGAAUUCAAAAGAUUACAUA